AGAGAGGAAGAAGGAAAGAGGGAGAGUGGCUGACUGGAACCCACACACACACACACACACACACACACACACACACACACACACACACACGGGAAUACAGUGUUGCAGUGCUAUUGAGCUCGGAGGAAGAGCAGGGUAUACGGUCACUCGCUCAGAGAAAACACAGACACACGGAUUGUUAAGGACUCAAGACCAGGAAAUGUGAAUCAGAUGCAGAUGUCAACCAGCGUGAACUGAACUGACACGUCAGGGGCUCUGUAUCAGGAUGGCUCCACCCCCUCCGACCAAUGCUCCUCAUGUUUGCUUGUCAUGCAUGGUCAUCAUGAGCAGCAUGGCACUGAUGGACGCGUACCUGGUGGAGCAGAACCACGGGCCACGUAAGAUCGGUGUAUUCAUCGUGGUGAGUGUAGGUGACGUGUGCUUCCUCAUAGCACUGCGCUAUGUUUCCAUUUGGGUCGGAACUGAGCUCAGGACUGCAAAGCGUGGAUAUGCAAUGAUCCUCUGGUUCCUCUACAUUUUUGUUUUGGAGAUUAAAGUCUAUUUCAUCUAUCAGAACUAUAAAUCCGACCGGAAGAGUCUGGAUGCUCUGACGCGUAAAGCUUUAACGCUGCUCCUCUCUGUGUGCAUUCCCGUACUGUUCAUUAUUCUGGUCGCUGUGGAUCAUAUGGAGUAUGUCAAGGCAUUUAGGAAAAAGGAGGAGAUACGGAACCGGCUCUUCUGGGUGGUGGUGGACCUCCUAGAUGUUCUGGAUAUCCAGGCCAACCUGUGGGAGCCGCAGAAGAAAGGCUUCCCACUGUGGGCUGAAGGCUUGAUGUUUUUCUACUGCUACAUCCUGCUUCUUGUUCUGCCGUGCGUUAGCCUGAGUGAGAUCAGCAUGCAGGGUGUUAACAUCAGCCCACACAAGAUGAUGCUCUACCCCAUCCUGAGCCUCAUCACCAUCAAUAUCGUCACCGUUUUCAUCCGAGGAGGAAACAUGCUGCUGUAUAAAGACGGCCGUGUCUCAGGGAUCCUCAUGGGGAAGAAUGUCCUGGCCAUCGUGAUGAAGACGUGCAGCUUUGUGCAGUACAAAAUGCAGUUGCAAAGUGCUAAUCUCUGUGCUAACACGCCGACUCCCCCAGCUGCUCCUCCUGCAGCUCCUCCUGUAGCAGCCUUCAGUGCUGAGCUUCACAAAAACUCACUGACUCACUAUCGAGAUGUUUCUCAAACAUCACUGCCUGCAUCUGAACACACAUGACACACACACGACAUUUGAUAGACUCUGAUGCUUUUGAUGAUGAAGAACUUUUUUAGACUCUGUGACAAAUGUGAUGUUUGAACUGGUCUUACCUGCAGAGAGGAGCCUAAAUUAGCCAAUGUAAACUUGGGAGUGGGCGGGGUUUAAAUUCCAGCAUUGUUGCUUACAGUGUUUACUAUGGUUACACAACAUUACUGAUUUUGUGACGUUUUAAUGUUUCAUCGU
This is a messenger RNA of Tachysurus fulvidraco (yellow catfish), 1459 nucleotides long. RefSeq names its product transmembrane protein 121. Lineage: Eukaryota; Metazoa; Chordata; Actinopteri; Siluriformes; Bagridae. The record is from RefSeq and is a predicted model, not a curated record. The coding region runs from base 266 to 1234 and encodes 322 amino acids. The transcript has 3 exons.